AUGCUUACAGCGACCCGUGGUGAGGAGGUGGAUCGAUACACCGUAUCUGUCGUCCUCUGGGGUGGCGAGAAAGCGGCUGAAGACUCUAGCGGACACAUCGCUAUCGCAGUCCACAGUAGCGUACCGCAGCCCAUAACUUGCCAUCUACACCACGCGCGCUGCCCGGACCAGGUACGCUUCAUCUAUGAGUCGCGCCCAGAGCAGAAGUUUGAUGCCGACCCGGCUCCUCGCGGGCGAUGCAAUAUACGCAUCGACUUGUCUGCCGAAGAAGCCAGACUACCAUUUUAUGGCGAAUGCAACUGUCAUAACUGGGCAGCAGGUGCCAUAGGAGCAUUGGAGAAGGCGGGCCUAGCAGAGUCUGGAGACGGAGAACGUUGGACUGCUCUGAUCGGAAAAGGUCCAUUAGCUAUGCAGAUGAGCUGCAUCAAUGAUGCGGGCAGGCAGUGGGUGUCUUGCGAGAAGUUCAAUCAACCCCGACCUGAUUUUAUUGAUGCGAAAUGGGGCGAUAAUAGUGGUGAAGUGAUUGCAGCGGGACGAGUUAGUCGGGACCGGAUGGAACAUUUACAAAAGCUGUUGCAAGCGAGAAAUACCUAAUAAUUCCACCUAAGACAAUUACCUUAGGUACCUAACCUCUGACCUACCUCAAUGAACCUAACCUAUAUGCUACUAAAACAGCCCCAAAGCCUUUUCUGGGUAUUACCUAGGUAUACAUGCAUUCCUUUGUACUCUGCUCAUAUCCU
This is a messenger RNA of Daldinia decipiens, 740 nucleotides long. RefSeq lists its product as uncharacterized. NCBI's taxonomy places the organism in Eukaryota, Fungi, Ascomycota, Sordariomycetes, Xylariales, Hypoxylaceae. The record is from RefSeq and is a predicted model, not a curated record. The transcript is spliced from 2 exons. The coding region runs from base 1 to 594 and encodes 197 amino acids.